CUCGGGAACCUUUAUAUACUUCUGAGACUGUAGCUGCGACGGGUUAGUGUCAAUUUACUACAGCGUGCGAAGACGUUCACGCUUCUUAGUCCAGUUCCCGUGAUCUUGAUCGUUCAUUAUUUUGCAAAUUCUCAAUUCAACGAUUCUAAACGAUUCACUCCUCUACUUCUCUUCGGCGAUUAAUUACCGAAUACUUCCUUUAAACGACAAUAUCGCUCGUUCUCCGCAAAUCGAUCGAUCACUGGUCAACGGUUCAUUUCAAAAGGACGAGUCGGAGAGGAAAUGAUGGAUUCGGUAUUCCGUACCCGCUCGCUGGGAACAGCAGCCGAAGGUGUCCGCGACCAGUACGCGGACGGCAGGGCGGCUAAAGUCUGGGAGGUGUUUAUCGGCGACAAAAAGCAAAGGACGCAGAACUAUCGGGACUUCCUGGUGGGCCUGCUGCGCGACAAGGGCUGCCAGAGGAUCCUGGACGUGGCCUGCGGGACCGGCGUCGACUCGGUCAUGCUGCUCGAGGAGGGCUUCGACGUGGUCAGCGUGGACGCUUCGGACAAGAUGCUGAAGUACGCGCUGAAGGCCAGAUGGGAACGCCGGAAAGAGCCGGCGUUCGAUAAUUGGGUGAUCGAGGAAGCUAAUUGGCUGACCUUGCCCAAGGACAUUGGUCACUUGAUAGGAGAGGGUUUCGACGCUGUGAUUUGCUUAGGAAAUAGUUUCGCCCACAUGCCGGACACGUUUGGCGACCAACGGGAGCAAAGGCAAGCGUUGCUGAACUUCGAACGCUGCGUAAAACCGGGCGGAUUGUUGCUGAUCGAUCACAGGAACUACGAUUACAUAAUCGAGACCGGAAACAUACCGCCCAAAUGCAUCUACUAUAACAGUGAACACAUGACGAACAUCAAGGCUUCCGUUUUGUUCGUCUCUGGGAAACCAGCGAUCGUCACCUUGGAUUAUAUGAUCACCCUGGACGAAAUCGACGAGGACGAUGGCCAGAAGGUGAUCAGCGAGUUCAGGCUCUCGUACUAUCCCCACAGGUUGCACGUGUUCAGGGACAUGCUGGAAGAGGCUUUCCACUACAGGGCGAAGCACACCAUCUACGGUGACUUUAAACGGUUGGAGGACGUCAAGCAUCCCGGUUUCUACAUCCACGUGAUGGAGAAACCCGUCUAAGAGACGGCGACCGUCAUAAGAUGGCUACCGCGCGUCGAGGAUGAUCCGUUCGGGGUCCGUUCCAGUCUCUAGCAUUUAAAAGACGGAAGCUGGCGCGACAGCGAACGAUAAUACGCUCGCCGAGGUGUCCGGGGAUUUCCCAAGAUGAAUAUUUUAUCCUACGAUACUCUGUACAAUUUCGUUUUAUCCACUUCUGUGAUGUUUCUUUUGUUUUUUUUGUAACGUGUUGCGAUGAUUCGCGUUGCCACGCAAGGCCAGGCCGUGCUGAGUAAUUGUGCUACCUGAUUAUGUUAUUAGAAAUAUUUUGUUGACAAAAGAAAGAGCAGUGCCUUGUCUUGCCCGUCAACACGGCCUGGCCGAGACCGGCUGCGAGUAGCAAUAGGAAUCAUGCGCAUCGGAUAUUGUAGUCUAGUUUCUUUAUGUUUAUUUAUUUGAAGAUAACGGGAAGUUAAGUGUCUCAAGAAGCGAGAUCCUGAAUUGUUUUUCGUUAUUAAGACUAGACUGAUCGUGGAAACCGGUCCAGCUUCUUGAGACUGCAAUCAGGAUUUUUUUUAGUUUCCUUUCCGAUCAGUCGUUCGCACGACUCGCUUGGCGGUCGUGUCUUUUACAUCGUGGACGACGUUUUGUAAGGUCCGCGAACGAUAAGGGUUAGAAUAAAGAUGAUGAUGAGUGAGACACAAAGGGUUGUUGAUUCGUAU
This is a messenger RNA of Nomia melanderi (Alkali bee), 1862 nucleotides long. It is a transcript of the gene Gnmt, whose product is annotated as Glycine N-methyltransferase. Gene Ontology annotation, biological process: protein homotetramerization; regulation of gluconeogenesis; one-carbon metabolic process. Gene Ontology annotation, molecular function: glycine N-methyltransferase activity; glycine binding; identical protein binding. Gene Ontology annotation, cellular component: cytosol. The record is from RefSeq and is a predicted model, not a curated record. NCBI's taxonomy places the organism in Eukaryota, Metazoa, Arthropoda, Insecta, Hymenoptera, Halictidae.